AUGAGACGUGGUGGAUGCCGUGGAUCCGUAUUGAAGGAUCCUCCAUCACGUCUGUCUAUCUUGUUCCCCCAUUGGCUAGAGGGGAAUCUUCGAUAUAAUGAUGAUCUUGGUUGUCGUCAGAUAGGCAACUGGAGCUCUCUGAUUGGUUCCACGUUUGUCGGGGACCCAAGGUUUUUACUUUUUUUUUCUUUUUUCUAUUUGCUUUUAAUUAUAUUUUGCCACCUGCUUCUCACUGAAGUUGUUUCCCUUUCUCCUUCCUAUUUUCCCCCACGUAUCUUCCACCGCCUCUGCCCCGUGAAGCCAAUAGAAAUCAGAUUAGUGCCCACCCCCACCUCCUCACUGCUUCUUAUAUCCAUUUCAGCUCCAUCCUGCCACUUUUCUAAACCGAUUGAACGAUCUCGCAACCACCAUCAGAUAUCGAGACUGGAAGGCAGCGAAAGGCAAUCGAGAAGAAAAGGAGUGAAAGCAUCGGGAGGCGGAGCUGUUGCUCCGAUUGUAGCAGUUUCUCCUUUUGGUGCCAUUAUUCUUCAGGUAAGUCCUUCAUUUAGAAUAUUUGCAAUUUAUAGUAAUUCCCGUGUUCGUGCUUUCAAAUCUGUAAGUAUAUCGAUUAUGUUGGUUCAUGAUGUGGAUGCCAAAAAAUAUGGCGGUGUUCCGGAAAGUAAGGUCGAUGAUGGCAUGAUACCAAUGCAACUGCUUUAUCACAUAUACAAUUCAUUACAUUUGAGAGAAGAACAGAAGGUCUUGAAGCAACUCACAAACAUUUUAUAUAUAGUGAGAACUAAUGCUGUCAGGCCACAUCCAUUUUGGCAAUUGUGAAUCAUGUGAGG
Molecule: messenger RNA, 827 nt
Organism: Lactuca saligna
Lineage: Eukaryota; Viridiplantae; Streptophyta; Magnoliopsida; Asterales; Asteraceae
Source: the annotation of a GenBank genome assembly